Lentinula edodes (shiitake mushroom) is the source of this 629-nucleotide messenger RNA. RefSeq lists its product as uncharacterized. Bases 131 to 541 code for a protein of 136 amino acids. Lineage: Eukaryota; Fungi; Basidiomycota; Agaricomycetes; Agaricales; Omphalotaceae. The record is from RefSeq and is a predicted model, not a curated record. The transcript has 7 exons.
GUCAUUGUCAUUAUCCUGACUUCGAGUGCACGAUUUCAUUGCCUGGGUCUCCUCCUCACUCCUAUGCUACUCAUAUCCCUGGCCGAAGAUUUUCGCAGUACGUCAUUGGCAUUAUCCUGACUUCGAGUGUAUGAUCUCUUUGCCUGGGUCUCCUCUUCACUCCUAUGCUACUCAUUUCCCUGGCCGAAGAUUUUUGAAGUAUGUCGUUGUCAUUAUCCUGACUUCGAGAUUUUUGAAGUACGUUGUUGUCAUCAUUCUGACCUUGAGCACACGACUUCCUCGUCUGGGUCUCCUCUUCACCCCUAUGUCACUCAUAUCCCUGGCCGAAGAUUUUUGCAUGCACGAUCUCUUCGCCUGGGUCUCCUCUCCAUUCCUAUGCUACUCAUUUCCCUGGCCGAAGAUUUUUGAAUGCAUGAUUUCUCCGCCUGGCUCUCCUCUCCAUUCCCAUACCACCCAUUUUCCUAGCCAAAGAUUUUUAACCUAUAUUAAUGUGGUCACCCCCAGUAGGAUUGACUCAGAAUUUUUGAACCUCUGGGAGUAAUUUAAAGCUUUUUGCGUAGUUUAUGCAGCAUGUAAAGGCCGCUAUGAAAAACACACAUCAUGCAAUCAGACAAAGGUCACUCAGAGAG